GGGCGCGCACGAGGCGACCGGGGGGGGUGCGAGAAGGAGGAGCACGGGUAGAACAAAGCCACGCUCUUCUCGUCGCAGUUCCUGGUGCGGCGCGGAGAGUCAGAUUUACGGACACAUGACACGUAGCAAAACAGUUGGCACGGAGACGCACCGGUUCUGCCUGUCGCUGUCACUUCCGCACGCACGGCACAGAUGAUUGCGCCAAGUGCUGCCGACUGCCGAGAACUGCGUUCCUAAAUUUAUCGCACGAGGCUCUCGACGUGGGAUCGACGUGGCUGGGAAGGUUAAGUGAUCCGCUGACGGGGAAUCCCGAGCGUCGAGCGCAUUCUUCCCCGCCUUUAAUUCUUCGCUCGAAAGUCGACUGGAUUAUCAACUGGCAGACCAUCGGCAAUCAUUGAUAACGUUGCGAUGCAGGAAAAUGCAUUCCGUGAUGCAAUUCCAGCUCGUCAUUGACCGGAUUGUCCUUUGCUGAAGGCGUCAGCGGGGAAUUACCAAGGAAAAAGAAGACAUCCAGGCUUUUCCAGCUUAUUCAUAAUACUUAUUCGUGUCGCACGCGAACGUACUUACUGCGUGUGAUCGCCCGAAACGUCUGAAGUUCAGAUAUUUUUUUGUUACGCAUGAAAGAACAGACAGCAUAAAAAACUUGUUAAAAUGAGUUACAAACGUUUUCUCACGGAAGGUAUAACGUGUUACAAUGGACAGUGGUAUUGUUAUCGUUGCAAGGUUACAUUACAAAAUCGAACAGAGGCACAGUGUCACUUGGAGGGCCCUCACCCGCUCAGCAGCACUCUAAUAUGUCAAUUUUUGCAGAAAUCUGUCAAAUUGACAAAUAAAAAAUGUAAAAAGUUAUUAAGACACGGUAUUAUAAUAAGGGACUUAGAUAUAGAGCUAGAUUACUUUUGCGUACAUUGCCAAGUUCCAAUUCCUUUAGAGUGUUACUCUCAUCAUUUUAACGAGGAAAAUCACCAAAAACAUUUAAAUAUGUCAGAACAUUCAAGUGAGCAGCAAAGCUCAGACGACAAUAAUACAAAUAACGAAAAAAAUAACUCCCCUGUAGAAAACUCAACGAAACGUACAACCGAAUCGAAUCUUUCUGAUACACAGCCAAUCCGUGAGAAAUUUACGAAAGAUUUCUUCGUAAAUACUAAUACUAACAAGCUAGAAAAGUCUGCAGGUAAACAACAAAAUUUAAAUAAAAAUACAAUUGACAAUAAAAAUAAAACCAAAUCGAAUCUUUCUGCUGAAAUACAGACAAUCCGUGAGAAAUUAACGAAAGAUUCCUUCGCAAAUUUUAACAUUAAUGGACUAAAAAAGCCUGCGGAUAAACAACGAAAUUCAAAUAACAAUACAAUUGCCAAUCAAAAUGUUCCUGUCGACGUUUCACCAGAUGGAAAUGAUUUAAAUCGAGAUCUUCCAAGCAACUUUACAGCAGAAGAGAAAAGUACAAUUCCUUUGAAGUCUUGUAACGAUUCUACGCAGACGGUAAAUGAAACUAUUGCAGAUGUGCCUUAUGCACUGAUACAGGAAGCUGAAAUGUCGAAACAUUUCUUGAUGCAACAUGCAAUACGAUAUGGACCAUGGUACUGUCAUGUGUGCAAAUGUAUGUUGUACAGCUUGACCGACGUGGAUCGUCAUUUGCAAGAAGGUCAUCGAAAUAGCGGCGCACAAACACCGGAUUUUUUGGACAGGUCCACCGAAUCGUCGAAUUGUACGGAUCUAUUAAAUCACGAAAUAAUAAUGCAGGAUAAACUGCAGGAUUACUUUUGCGUGCCUUGCCGAUGUUCUCUACCUUCUUUGGACCAUUUUUAUGAGCAUUCACUCGGGAAGAAGCACAUGCGCAUGCUCAAUUGUAAUACAAAAUUCAUAAACACUAAUAUUAAUAAUAAUGGACUAGAAAAGCCUACAGAUAAACAACGAAAUAACAAAAUUCACAUCAACGACAAUGAAAAUAUUCCUGUCGAUGCUUUACCAGUUGGAAAUAAUGGACUAGAAAAGCCUGCAGAUAAACAACGAAAUAACAAAAUUCACAUCAACGAGAAUCAAAAUAUUCCUGUCGAUGCUUUACCAGAUGGAAAUAAUGGACUAGAAAAGCCUGCAGAUAAACAACGAAAUUCAAAUAACAAUACAAUUGAAAAUGUUCCUGUCGAUGCUUUACCAGAUGGAAAUAAUGGACUAGAAAAGCCUGCAAAUAAACAACGAAAUUCAAAUAACAAAAAAAUUGAAAAUGCUUCUGUCGAUGUGUUAUCAGAUGAAAAUAAUUCAAUCAGAAACCUUCCAAGUAGCUUUACAGCAGAAAAGAAGAGUACAGUUUCCUCAAAGUCUUGCAACAAAAAUAGUAUCAAUAUUCUGCAAACUUAUAAAUAUGUUGAGACAGCUUUUUGCUGUUUAUGCGAUAUGUUCGUCUAUAAAACUACUGUGAGAAAUCAUAUGCGAGAAUCGGUACACAAUUAUGUUGCGUCUAUGUUAAACGUUUCCGAUCCGGUGUCGCACAUUAUAAAGUUAGAAGGGAAAAAGAAUAUUGUUACGGCGUUACAGUUAAAUAGUAAGAAGUUCGAUGGAACGGUAUGGCCAGAAUACGCAGACACAGACGCGGCAAAGUAUACUUGCGAUCAAUGCAAUAAGAUGAUCGAGGAGAAGGAUAUAAUAAAUCACGAAGUAACAGUGCACAAAAGUAACAUGGUAACUUCGAUGAGGUUCAUUCACGAUUGGUCACCUGAGAUUAAAAAUCUCAACGUCACUGGGAUUUGUUAUCCUCUGUUCAAAUGCUCGUUCUGCAAUGAGAUAAUACAUGGCAUAUUGUCGUUGGAACUUCACUUUUCGAAGUGCGAGCACAAGGAAAAUAUUAAACUAUUAAUUGACAUUAAGAGACGGGAGUAUGACGAUAGUUGUGAAAACUUUCAAAUUUACUUGGAGCCACUCGAAUUCCUGAGUCUAAUCUCUUUUGAGAAUAAUGGCGGAACCGUUCGAAUUCAGGAGCAACCUGUGAUGUACGUUAAAAAUCAUUAUACAACUCUGCGUGAGAAAGAGAAGAAGUUUACUUACAUUUGCUUUGAUUGUCGACUUAGAUUCUACGAGAUCCACGACGCAAUUAUCCAUUUAUGUACAUUAACACAUUUGCGGCAGUAUAAAAAUAUUUUUCACACAUAUAAUUAUGUACACAAUGUAUCUGCGUCAGGCGAGCUUAACGUGAACGAAAGUGAACGUGAAGUAAAGUCUCCAGUUUCCAGGAAGGAUGCAUCAAUUGAUAACGCAUCAUUGAAGAAACGUAAGGACGAUGAAAUGCAAGUAAAUACAGGACAACAUCGCGAUCUCAAUUUGAAAGCUGAAGUUGCUACUGCCAGUAGCAAAAAUGGUGGAUCGCGUCAAAAUGAGGAAAACAAUUCUGGCUUUUUCAUGUCGCUCGAUGUAUUCAUGGAAAUUGAUGCAUUAAUAAAAAAAUUUAUACCGACUCAGGGCACGCAUGUGGAUUUCAAUAAGGGGAGCGCUCUGGAACGUUAUAACAAAAGUUACGAGAAAGAAUUUCUUGACUUCGAGGAAAUCAUGUUUACCUGCAAUGAAAGGAAGUUGAAGGAGAUUAAAUUGAAUCUACGGUUUAUCCAUCCGCAAAAUCUUGACAAAAUGCUCUGUCUUAUAUGUAACGAUUCUCUGUUAUGCGAUGUGCAAGCAAUAUAUGAGCAUAUAAAUUCUAAGGAACACGUUACAAAAUUUGUAAAAUUGUAUAAUGACAAGGAAGAGUUCGAAUUGUUGUUGGAUUUAAUCAAACCCGCGUAUUACCAAUAUGCCAUGUGUUUUGCUUGCAAUACGCACAUAUUGGGAAGAUCUAACGUGGAUUACAAGAAUCAUACGGAUUGUUCCGCGCACAAGAAAAAUCGUCAACGAUUGCUCGGUCAGGUGGAAAGCGUAUUGAAAAAUUUCGAAAACUUGUGGUACAGUAUUCAGUAUUUCACUUGCGUCGACUGCAGCAUGAGGUUCAAAAUGAAGAUACAAUUUAUGGAGCAUCUCAAUGCCGCGCAUCGUGCAGUCCUGACGACCAAGUCCAACUCGAUGUUCGAUUUCUGCUUGACAUGCGCCACUUUAUGGUACAAAAAUGAAAGUAAUUCCAAAGACGUCCGUAAAAGUUAUGAAAACCACUGUCAGCAACGGAUGCAUCUGUAUCUGAGGCAAAAUAACGAUUUCGCAAUCACGCCGCUGCCGCAGCCUCUGCAAAAGUUGUUGAGAGACGUCAACGGAAUUGCUGCUAAUCUGUUCAAACUGUCCAACGACGCAUCAAACGAUCCGAAAGUGACCCGAUUCAUGGAUGAUUUAAAGCGCAUCUUCAAAACACAUCGGCUACCUGUAAAAGUAUACAUGUUUGGUUCAAGAGUCACUGGCUUAGCAUCGACAAACAGCGACAUUGACGUAUAUCUUAAUUUCGGUGACGGGUAUACCGGGCCUGAAUCGAUUAAGAGAAGAAGCAAGCAGAUUCAAGAUUGUCUACGUACCGACCAUGAGAAUUGGGAUAUAGAAUUGACUUUGGCCAAGAGCAGAACGCCUAUAAUAAAGGUGAAACACAGGUCAACGGGGCUGCAGUGCGAUAUCUCGUUCACGAGUGGCCUGUCGGUAGAAAAUUCCAAGUUUAUUAGGUCUUUCAACAUCGCGUAUCCGCCGUGUCAAAAGUUGAUACUGUUCCUGAGGAAGUGGCUCUUGCUGGGAGGUUUGACCGGUACUGUCGGAAUUCACGGAAUAUCGAAUUACGCCCUUGUCUGGCUGGUCAUCUUUUAUUUGCAAGUCAAAUUAAAAAAAAUACCGAGUAUUGCUACCUUAAUCCAAAACCACAAACAGUCGAAAAUCGUUUCUGGUUGGGAAGUUGGAGUCAGUGAUACUAUUUUUAUCAAGGAACUGGAACAUCCGAUACACGAACUGUUGUUAGGAUUCUUCGAAUUUUACGGAAAUUUCGAUUACAUGCAUUUCGUCGUGUGUCCGUUAUUGGGCAAGGUAUGCCAGAAGACGGCUUUUGCCGAAGUAUCAACUUUGCCUGAUUCCAUGGCACGUUACGUUGAACAGUUGAAGAUCAAGAAGCCGGAAUAUUUUCGCGUUGAUUCAUCUAUGUGCGUGCAAGAUCCGUUCGAUCUCUCGCACAAUUUAACGAAGGCUGUGUCGAUUUCAACGCUUAAACGCUUUAAACACUAUUGUAAUGAAAGUUUUUCAGCGACGAAAGUUUAUUAGUAAUAAAAAGCUUAUUACGUAACAUUAUUGCAACUUUAUCGAACAAAGAACGAAUUUUGUCACGCAAAAUCAUAUAUUUUUAAAGAGUUUUUAAGAGCAAUUGUUAAGAGAUUAAUUAUUUUCAAUUUGAAUUAAUAAUCAAAUGUCGCUAAAUGAAAAUAAUCUUAUGCACAGCGAUAAAGUUGCAAUCUUGUAUCUUUUAUAUUUUAUAAUAUCUUAUUGUACCUUUUUAUAAUGCUUGCAGUAUGCAUUAUAAUCUUGAUGCAGUAUUACAUAUUUUUCAAGAAUCAUAUCUUGAUAAAAUAACGCCUUAACGAAGUGAAAUUUUGGAUUAUUCAAUUCAUAACUUUAAAGUGAAGGGCCAAAUGUAUGCGGUGUAUACAUUUCAUACAGCUUUAUUACUUUUUACUUUAUAAUUUUAUUUUUUUCUAUGUAAUGUGCAUUUACGUGUGUUUCUAUUUGAUAUUGAGGCAAAAACUGAUUGAUUAGGAUUGUGUUAAGCUGCAGCUUUCAUUUUGAUAUAAUAGAUAUCUAUUUUCCCGAAUGAGGGAAAUAUAUCACGAUUUUCUCUGUAUGCGAUUUUAUUUUACAACUUAUAUGAACUGUAAUAUCGUUAAAUGGAGGGCAUUACUAUGUAAAGUCAGUUUUCUAUUGUAAUUUAUAUCACAUUAUCAUUGUUAUAAUAUAUAAUGUGAUUCUUAAAGCAGAUGGUGCUUUCAGGGAACAAUUACCUCAGCAGCGUUAUGUUUUUAUAACACAUGUGAGAAUUUCGUAUAAACUGUAUAUUCAUAUUUUAUACUUUGUGAUAUCAUAUUUCGUUACAUACUUAUUAAUGUUCAUUGCAUCAUUUUAUAACAAGUUACUGUUUGCUCGACAAACAAAUUAACUUUAUCAUAGACAUUUAAUAACACGUCAAUACGGUUUUUUACACUGAAAUAAAGGUAUAAGAGGAAGUUGAAAGAUUUCUAAUGUAUAUCAAAUAAAAUUUCUAUAUUCACGUA
This is a messenger RNA of Wasmannia auropunctata (little fire ant), 6206 nucleotides long. RefSeq lists its product as uncharacterized. Gene Ontology annotation, molecular function: poly(A) RNA polymerase activity. The record is from RefSeq and is a predicted model, not a curated record. NCBI's taxonomy places the organism in Eukaryota, Metazoa, Arthropoda, Insecta, Hymenoptera, Formicidae. The transcript is spliced from 6 exons. Gene Ontology annotation, biological process: mitochondrial mRNA polyadenylation; mRNA 3'-end processing. The coding region runs from base 652 to 5205 and encodes 1517 amino acids.